Molecule: messenger RNA, 3417 nt
Organism: Fusarium graminearum PH-1
Lineage: Eukaryota; Fungi; Ascomycota; Sordariomycetes; Hypocreales; Nectriaceae
Exons: 2
Coding region: 1-3417 (1138 amino acids)
Source: RefSeq, a predicted model, not a curated record
AUGUCUGAUGAGAACUGGGACUCCGCCUCCGAGCUAGGGUGGGGAAGCUCAUCCAACGUCUCCGUCUCCACAAGGGCCACCACUGUUGUGAGUGAGAGUGAGGAUGACUACUCCAAGACACCUACCCGGUCUCGAUCCAUUGUGCGCCAGGCAGGUACCCUCUCACGACAACAGUCUCGCCCUGGUGAGAAGAGAGUCGAGUUUGAGACAGACAGCCAGCUUGAGAGAACAUCUGGACGGCAGGUUGAGCGCCAGCAGGAGAGGCCCAAGGAACGAUCACGAAGCCGUGGUAGAACCUUCCAUAUUCACAUUGAGCCUACUGCCCAACAACAGCAGCCUCUUAUCCCACAGCAGCAGCAACAGCAGGUUGUUUCCCAACAGCCCCAGACAACACAGCAGACCAUCACUCAACAGCCUACUGCCCAGAAUGGUGCUGUUAUUCAUGCUACCACGACGACUACUUCGUCAUCAUCUACCUACACUCAGCAUCCUGCUGGGAUGACCCAACAGCCUCUCAUCCCGGCCCAACAGCCUCUCAUUCCUCAACAACCCAUCAUGUACACUGGUCAACCCAUCACCCCUCCCAUCGUUCAGCCCGUGGUGCAGCAACCCUUCCAGCAGCCUCUCAUUCCACAGCAACCGCAGAUUGUUCCCACACCCCAGCGCAUCCCAGAGGAGCGUCAACUUCCCCAGCCCGAGCGUCCUCCGUCUCGACCGAGGGCUCGUUCACGCCACGAUGUGGAAGAGACUAUGUCUGCUGAGCUCGACAACCUCCGCAAGGAGCUGAAGAUGCUCAAGGAGAAGCAGAAGGAGACACACAAGGAUCUCAGCGACGCUCGCUACAGACUCUCCAACAUGCAGACCGACAAGGAUGAGCUUCGAGAGGAGAGGAACAAGGCCCAGGCCACACGGGACCGACUUGUUACCGAGUUCGAGGAGCAGACCCGUCUGCUUGAGAGAACAAGGACAAGGCUUGAUGAACAGCGCCGAACCCUGGAGCGAUUCGAGAAGGAUCGUGAUACCUCAAUUGACAAGGUCAAGAGAGAUCGCGAUCAGGUGCUCGACAGGUUCAGGCACGAGCGUGACCAAGCCAUCAAGAAUGUCGACAAGAUCAAGCGAGAACGCGACCAGGCUGUGGAGCAGGCUCAGAGGGAUCUUGAUCACGGCAUCUCCAAGUCCAAGAAGGAGCGCGACCAAGAGUUGCAGCGACUUCAGCGCGAGCGCGACGAGAUGGUCAACCGCAUCAAGCGUGAGCGUGACUCUGUCGUCGACAAGCUCCAGAGGGAACGUGACUUCACUGCUGAGAAGGCCAAGAACGACCUCGACGCGGCCAUCACAAAGUCCAAGAAGGAGCGUGACUCGGCUAUUGCCAAGCUCCAGAAGGAACGCGAUCAAGCCAUUGAGCAGGUCAAGAGGGAGAAGGAUCAGAUCAUCAACCAGGCUCAGAAGGAGCGCGACAUGAUCGUCUCCAAGCUUACCAUUGAGCGCGAUGAGCUGAUCAAGACCGAGACCGCCUUCAGCAACCGAGUCAAGGAGCUUGAGGAGCAUCUCACCAAGCACCGCGAGCUCAAGGCUGCUCUUGAGAGGAACUACGAGGACCUCAAGAAGAACAGCCUCGAGGCGACCCAGGCCAACACCAAGUUCGAGGCCAAGGCUAUCAACUUAGAGCGUGAGCUUGAGGACAUCAAGGCUAUCCGCAAGUCCCAGGAGACAGCCUAUGUUGCUCGCAUCGCCACCAUGGAGAUCUCCCAGGAGUCCAUGCAGUUCCGUGUCAACAACAUGGAGCAGGACCUCGUCGACAAGGCCAAGGAGCUGGGCGAGAUGACUGCGUCUCGCGACCGUUUCCAGAUGGAAAGCGAGAACUCCAAGAACCAGGUCGAGUAUCUCAGCAAGGACAAGCUCGGCCUCGAGGAAGACAAGAAGAACCUUCAGCAGCAGAUCGCUGAUCUCACAGGCGACAAGUCCAGACUCCAGGAUCAGCUCACAGGGCUCGAGACCGACAAGAGGGCGCUCGAGGUGCAAGUUGUGACUCUGCAGGCAACUAUCGACGAUCUGCUCAAGGACAAGGAAGCCUGGGCCAAGGACACUGAGAGCAAGGAGGCUCAAAUCGCUGGCCUGGACACUGAGAACGGAGCUCUGAAGUCACAGAUCGAGUCCAUCAGCAAGGAGAAGGAGGCCGUCACCAGAGACAUGGAGGAGGUCGAGAGCAAGAGGAAGAAGCUCAAGAAGAAGUACGAGCAGCUUCAUGGCGAGAGAGAUGGAUUGAGGGACCAGAUGAGGGGAAUGAUCCACACUCAGGACGAUCAGAGCGCCCAGGUACUGAGACUGUCUGUGGAGGUCUCAGGCUUGAGAUCUGAGAACAUGGCCCUGAGAUCUGAGGCUGGCAGCGUUGUAUCAAGCGCCAUGUCGUCGAUCUCUAGCUCUCUGCCCAGCGUCAGCGACGUGACCAGUGUGACAUCGGAAGCAACGGAGAAGGCUGAGCCUGCGAACCCACCAGAGCCUGCUUCGGUUGAAGAUGUGCCUGAGACUAUCGUCGAGGAAGUCAUCAUUGUCGAGGAGGAGAUUACGGUACCUGAGCCAGAGGCUCCUCCUGCUGAGGCUGCUCCCGAACCUGAGAUUGAAGCCCCACCUGCACCUGAGCCCGAGCCCGAAGCACCUGUCGAGGUGAAGGUCGCGGAUCCAACUCCUGAGCCAGCUGCUCCAGCACCAGCCUCUGAUGAGCCUGCUCCAACUCUCGAAGAGCAGAACACUGAGCUCAAGCAGAAGCUCACUACCGUCGAAGAAGCUGUUGCUGACAUGAACACCAAGCACGACGAUCUCACUAUCAAGUUCGAGGCUACGGCUGAGAAUGCAGGUCGUCUUCAGCUCAGCGUGGACAUGCUUACCGCCGAGCGUGAUGAGAUUACUCAGAAGCUCACCACACUGCAGGAAGAGGCUACUGCCCUCCAGCAGAAGGCCGAUGAGGUCACUACUGACCGCGACGAUCUCAAGACGAGGCUCACUGCCGCUGAGGAGCAGAUCGCCAUUCUCAUCGCCGAGCGGGACGAGCUGAACAAGAAGCUCGAGACUGCUGAGCGCGAGGCUGUGAUUCUCGACGCACUGAGGAUUGAGAACAACAACCUCAUGAAGAAACUUGACGACGCUAAGAAGGCUCAGAAGACUGCCGCAUCCAAGGUGAACUCUCUCGAGACUCAAAUCGCCGCACUGGUAGCUCAGAUCAACAACGGUGGCGGCGGCACCGCUCCCAGAGCGAGUUCCAAGGGAAGGAAGUCUAUCAAGGAUCCCAAGCGAGCACAGGAGCUUGUCAUCGUGAGGGAUCCUCGGGAAAAGGGACUAAGCUCUAUUGUACGAAGACGAAAUCUUGAUUCCGCAAUUUCAAGGUCAGGCUCUCGGUCUGACGGGUCUGCGGAUUCGUGA